CGCACCCUUUCCCUCUUCCUUUCCCUCCGCUUCUCUCUUCGCCGUCGUCGCCGUCACCGUCGUUCGUCGUUCUAUUCCUUCGUCGUUGUCAUCGCCGUCGUUGGAAGAACUGUUUAUUAUUGGAGCUUAAAUCCAUACGUCGUUCUGUGGGUUGUAGAAAGUUUCGAGCACUCAACUUCACUCGCCUCUCCCUUACCCUCGUUCUCUCCGCUAGGCCGCCUUAAGCCCACCUACCUCCCACCAAAAACUCAAACCCUUCCUUCCUUCCAGGACCCACUCUACAUAUACCGCCAUGUCUUCCCGUCCGAAACAAUCCAUGUCCGAGCUCAAGCUUCGUCGGCUUUUGGAGCAUAACCAGCGUUUGAGGGAGGAUCUGGGGAGGCCUCGUAUACGUGUGAGCGAGGCAAGCGCUAGCUUGAUUAGGUAUUGCAAAACGACGAAGGACCAUUUGGUGCCAUCUGUAUGGGGUCCAGUCGGCAAGAACGAGGACCCGUACGCACCUCAACAGACCGGAGGAUGCUGUCUCGUCCAAUAAACUAGCAGCCCACCGUCCUUCUCGUCUUCUUCUUCUCUUGCACUCGGCCCACCACCCCACAUACCUGUCUUACCCUGUGCAUCUUUCUUCCUCGCUUCCUUUUUUAUGGUCUCUUCCCGCGUCCGUCUUGCUGCUGCUCUGCCCGUUAACAUGUCUGAUUUUGGUUUCGUCGUCUUCCCUGUCUCAUCCUGUCCUGUCCUGUCCUUAUUGAUUUUUUUCUCUAUUUUCCCCUGUUCAAACUUUCAACCUUUAUCUUCCUCUUUUUAUGAGUUCCGUUAGGUUGUUCUUGAAGCAUACAUACAUACGUCCGUUCCUUGCCUUUUCUUUUUUCUUUUUUCUCUUAUCAAAUAUCAUCCUUUUCACCGCACACUCACACCCGCGCUCGCCGCCUGGCCCAUCCACCUCCAUAACCGCCUACCUAGCCACGCCACGCCAUUUCCCAUCUCACCGCACCCGCACCCGUCGAACGAUAGUCCCCGCACCAUCUCCGUGUCCUAUCUGACCCUACCUCGCAAGAAGGUGAAGGUGAAGGUCUCGCCGCUGCUUUUUUUCUAUUUUUCUUUCCUUCUUUGUGUCUUUUUUGUGUUUCUAGGAAUAAAAUCUAUCUAUGUUUAGUGUUUUUCUUCCCUUUUCUUUUCCGCUUCUUUUUUAUUCUCGUGACUUUUUAUCUUUUUAUCGUUUGCGCGUUUCUUCAACAUCACCAACCAGUUCAAAGCGUUCGUCGGGCUGUUCCUGUUCCGUACAUACGUGCGACCGGUCGCGAAUUUCAGGUUGCUUUUUUGAACUUAUCGGUUUAUCGCAUGGAUGGAUGGGUUGGCAAGUUGGCGGAUUGAUGGGGGUGUGCAGAUGGACGGUUCACUUUUCUUCGGGCGGUUGGCGGUUAGCGCUUGUCCGUGUCCAGGUGUCGUUCAGAUGUGGUGCGGUGUGCGCUGUGUGGCGUAGCGGUUGGGCUUGGGCUACAGUAUGUUAUGGUUAUGGAACCCUUUAUUUCUUUGGUGCUUCGUGCUCGUGGCUCAAAUCUCAGACCUUCGAAUUCGUGGGUAGGUCCAGGUAUGGCGUGGUCCAAACAACAGCCGGCGACAUGGGAGAGCGCUAUUAUGGUCCAGGGAUGGGUACCGUUUCGGAUCAGCGUGUCGACAUCGUUCUGAGUUCUAACGUUCCACCUUCUGGCGCAUGGGCAGCUGAGUUAGGAGGCAAGGGAAGCCAAGGAUUCAGGCGUUCGACCGGGUCGGGGACGUCGGCUGUUGGUGUGAUGUGGUUUUCGCAGGGGGAGGAUCUUUGCUAGGUAAAAAUAGAACGAGGAUGAGGCAGAGGAGAUAAGAAUAGAAUGGGAAGGACGAUCGCCUGUUUGAGCAAACUGUGUACCCAGAGUAGGCACGGCGUUUCUUGAGAAUCAUGUUGG
Messenger RNA from Stereum hirsutum FP-91666 SS1, 1937 nucleotides. RefSeq names its product G-protein gamma subunit. The record is from RefSeq and is a predicted model, not a curated record. Gene Ontology annotation, biological process: G protein-coupled receptor signaling pathway. The coding region runs from base 293 to 535 and encodes 80 amino acids. Lineage: Eukaryota; Fungi; Basidiomycota; Agaricomycetes; Russulales; Stereaceae. Gene Ontology annotation, molecular function: G-protein beta-subunit binding. The transcript has 4 exons. Gene Ontology annotation, cellular component: heterotrimeric G-protein complex.